AGGCAGCAUGUUUUUACUCAUGACCUAUGUAUAUCCUUUUGAGCCUUCGUCAUGGUGUUUCUAUCUGAAUGCUGUUGGUGCAGGAUGGAAAGGAGAAAAAGGAAUCCUGGGCAACUUUGGAAAUGUAUAGGAGAAUGAGCGUUUUGCUGAUUGAAGCUUUUUAUGGAGGUUCACACAGGCAGCUAGUGGAUCUCCUAAAAGAAGAAAUAGAAGACUGUGUCCUAUUUACUCUCCCUGCAAAGAAAUGGCAUUGGAGAGCAAGGACUGCAGCACUCUACUUCAUGCAAGCUGUCCCAGCCAGCAUGGACUACAGGAUCCUCUUUGCAAGCUCAGUGCUUAACCUGACUGAACUCGUUGCCCUUCGGCCUGACCUUGGCAAAUUGAAAAAGGUCCUUUACUUCCAUGAGAACCAAUUGACAUAUCCUGUCCAGAAAUGUCAGGAAAGAGACUUCCAAUACGGGUACAACCAGAUUCUUUCAUGUUUGGUUGCUGACGUCGUGGUGUUCAACUCUGCUUAUAAUAUGGAGUCAUUUCUAACAUCUAUAGGGAAGUUUAUGAAGUUGAUGCCUGACCAUAGACCUAAGCAUCUGGAAGAGUUAAUCAGACCAAAAUGCCAAGUCCUUUAUUUUCCAGUGAUGUUUCCUGAUGUGAGCAGGUUUAUGCCAGAACACAAACUCGCCCAUAUUGAGAAGAUGCAUGGUAUUAAAGGAGAUGGUGGAAUAAACAUCAGCGCCUCUGACCUUAGUCCCAGACAUAGUGAACCACAGUCUGGACUUCAUUCCCUGGGACCAGAGGGGCUACCCAACCAACUACUGACACUAGAAGAUCUGGACAAGCCUACAUCUUUGAAAAGCACAACCCCUUGUCAAGAGGAAGAUAGCCAACAUGCAACUUACAACCUGUGCAGCAUCUCAGGUAGUUUGGACCAUCUGGAGAAACCUUUGCACAUUGUUUGGCCACACAGAUGGGAACACGAUAAGGAUCCUGAAAGUUUUUUUCAAGUGCUGCUGAAAAUGAAAGAGAUGGGCCUCAGUUUUCAUGUUUCUGUCCUUGGAGAGACCUUCACCGAUGUUCCAGAUAUAUUUUCAAAGGCCAAAAAGGCACUGGGAUCAUCUGUCUUACACUGGGGCUACUUACCUAGCAAAGAUGAAUAUUUCCAAGCUCUCUGCAUGGCUGAUGUUGUCAUCUCCACAGCUAAACAUGAAUUCUUUGGCGUAGCAAUGAUAGAAGCUGUGCACUGUGGCUGCUAUCCACUCUGUCCCAAAGCUUUGGUCUAUCCGGAAAUAUUUCCAGCUGAAUAUCUGUAUUCUACACCUGAACAGCUUUUUAAAAGGCUUCAGAAUUUAUGCAAGAGACCAGACAUUGUAAGGAAACAUCUCUAUAAGGUAUUUAUUCUGAAUAGGUAUUCCAAGGUAUUGUUGUGUAUUGAAGAGUACAGACCAAAAAGAAAAAAAAGAAAAAAAGGCCCCCCUCCCCUUCCUUCUAAAAAGGAGAGAAAACCAGAAAACAUUUAAUUAACAUCCUAAUGUUUAAAGGAAACAUGCUAGGGAGGGAUAUUAGUUGUUACACUAACAAGGAUUAAUUACACUAGAUGCCAGUUGUAUUAACCUAGGGUCUUAUGAAAUACGUGCGCUUAAUGCAUGCUACAUGCUUUUUUUAAUUUAUUGUUUUCUAAAAUGACUGUCCUCCAUGUUUGAACCCAAGAGGCUUAUAAAAAUGAACCUGGAUUAAUUUAAUUCAUUAGUAUAAAAGGAAAGUGGAAGAGGGAUCCUACAAUUAUACUAAUGAGGAUAAGCUUACCUCCCUAUCUUAAUUUAAUCUCCACUGGUGUGUUCAGGUGACUGACCAGGUGAGUACCACAUCUCUUCUGCCUCUGUUUUAAGGCUGUUUUGUUACAUUUCAAAGAAAACCCUUUACAACACCAGUACGCAAAGAAGAGUAUCACAUGGCACGGUUCCUGCUCCAAAGAACAGCUACCCGAAUCCCCACUUUCUCUCUCUCCUGGAAACAUCUAGCAAGGCCGAAUGCAUUGCACAAGAUGUCAUAGCAUUCGGAGUUUACCCGCUCCCAAAAAUGAUAGCCAGUGAAGGGUAACAAGAGCAGGAAUGCUCAUCGUGCAAUUGUGACAGGCCGCAUGCUUCAGGUCACCAGAUUUUGGGGCGUGGGGUGUGAGGAGAGAAUCAGAAGAAGUGUGGGUUGUGCAAAAAGGUGUAGGCUUAGGGAAAAGCCCAGGCUCAGUGGCAGAGUCCUGGUCCAUGCCCUGGUAUCUCCAGGUAGGGCUCUGUCUGAUGCCAUGAACAGGUGCUGCCAGUCGACGUAAGCCACACUGAACUAGAUGACCAUUUGGUGUGGUCAGUAUAGGGCAGCUUCCUAUGUUCCUCCAAAGUGAAGAGAUGUGCUGGAAUUCAGUGUUGUGCUAAGUGGGGUGUGUUUGCGGAGAACGAGGCUCACUUAUGCCAUGGGACUCCCCCCUCUUCCCCCCAACCUCCCAAAGAAGAUUUAGGGGAGUCGAGGAGGAUAAAAAGGGGGAACAAGUCCUUUCAUGUAAGUGGUCCUCGUUCCAUUCACAACAGCUU
Messenger RNA from Podarcis raffonei (Aeolian wall lizard), 2576 nucleotides. It is a transcript of the gene QTMAN, whose product is annotated as glycosyltransferase like domain containing 1. Gene Ontology annotation, molecular function: glycosyltransferase activity. NCBI's taxonomy places the organism in Eukaryota, Metazoa, Chordata, Lepidosauria, Squamata, Lacertidae. The coding region runs from base 69 to 1514 and encodes 481 amino acids. The record is from RefSeq and is a predicted model, not a curated record. The transcript is spliced from 9 exons.